ACACUCUCCCAUCCCACACCUCAACCCUCUGCCCUGAGCCACUCCUCAUAUCUCCAACCCUGACUACUACAUCUUCCCACAACCCCAGCCCUGACUCUUGCACCUGUCACAUCCUCCCUGCUCUGAGUCCCUCACACUCUCUGCUCUGAUUCCUGCACCCUACACCCUCCAAUCUUGACUCCUUCCCUAAGCCCCUCCUCAUACCCUCCAACUUUGACUCCUACACCCCCAGGCCUCUGCCCUGAGCUUCUCCUCUUCCCCCAAGUUCUUGCCCUUACUUCUGGUACACCCCCAUUCUCCAUCUGCACUGACCCCCUCCACACUUAUAUUUGUUGCAGGUAUUGUCAUAUCGCACCCCAUCUCUCUGCCUUGAGGGGCCUCCACCUGAAAAGGGAAUGCAGCAUGACAGUACCUGCAAGAAACUUAAGUUCCUUUUACCUCUGCUUUCAGGAUAUGCUAUACGUACAUGGAUAAGGCUUGUUUACAGUCUCGAGGGUCUCUUGUGCAGCUAGAUUUGUAGUGGCCAACAGUGGGUUUCUUAAAUAUAAAUCAAAGCUUUAUUUUCCCAAGAGGAUGAUGCCGUCAUCAUAUUGUCCCUGUUGUGGCAAAGAAGAUUGAGAGGCUGUAAUAUCUGCUUCUUCACACAGCUCAAGGUCUGUAAUGAAAAUGAAUGUCAUUAAAAGGCUAUCUGCAUCAUAUCUGAGGAAAAGUAAGAUGAUGCCAAAGGAAAAGAGAUGCCAAAGUAGCAGACGACCAAUUGCUCCACUUGGGUCACGGAUUUUAACUGAUCCUACUAAAGUUUUUGAACAUAACAUGUGGGACCACAUGCAGUGGACCCAAGAAGAAGAAGAAAGGGCCAGGGAAAAAGCUACAGAGAACUCGUUUGUGCGAGUUGACCCAGAAGAUCAAGACAAAUAUGAAAGAGAAGCUAGUAAAUACUGGAAUGAAUUUUACAAGAUUCAUAAGAAUAAUUUUUUCAGGGAUCGUAAUUGGUUGUUUCUGGAGUUUCCCGAAAUUCUUCCAAAAGGAAGAAAAGAUCAGAUGAAUACAGAGGAAAAAUUUUGGGACCAUGCAAAACUGAAUGCUACAAACAAUUGCACAAAUAUGAGCUUUCCUAGAAUGUUUGAAGUUGGCAAAGACUAUUGCCAGAAUAAUUUGGUGGAUGAUUUAACUUCUAUACAAGGACUUGCAUACAACAAAAACCAAGCAGAACCUGUUGCUGACAACAAACACAUUAAGAAUUGUGAACAAGAACCUGUGAAGCAAGAAUCCUUUCCUGGCAGUGGUGCUACUUACAGAAUACUAGAGGUUGGUUGUGGUGCUGGAAACAGUGCUUUUCCUAUUUUGAAAGUUAUGUGCAAUACUCCUGGGGCCUUUCUGUACUGCUGUGAUUUUGCGUCAGAAGCAGUGGAGCUAGUAAAGUCACACUUGUCCUAUAAUUCAGCCUGGUGUUCUGCCUUUGUUCAUGAUGUGUGUGAUGAUGCCUUACCCUACCCUUUUCCAGAUGAGAUUCUGGAUGUCAUUCUCCUUGUCUUUGUGCUCUCUGCCAUUCAUCCUGACAGGAUGCAAACAGUUGUAAAUAGAUUGGCCAAAUUAUUGAAACCUGGAGGAAUGUUGUUAUUUCGAGACUAUGGAAGGUAUGAUACAUCGCAGCUUCGUUUCAAAAAAGGUCACUGUUUGUCAGAGAAUUUUUAUGUACGAGGAGACGGAACCAGAGUUUAUUUCUUUACAGAAGAUGAGGUCCACAACAUGUUUACCCAGGCUGGGUUAAUUGAAGUGCAGAAUCUAGUUGAUCGAAGAUUACAAGUCAACAGGAAGAAAAAAGUGAAAAUGCAGCGAGUUUGGAUACAAAGCAAGUUCCAAAAACCAUUUCAACAACCUCAAAAUAGCCACCAAUAGGCAAAUUAAUAGCUAAAUAUAUAGUAUUCCCAGAGACCAAAAGAAGUACAUGCACCUAUAUUUCCUGUGAUAACUGCUGAAAAGUCGGGGAAAUGUUGAAUCAAAAGCAUUUUCUUACUGUUUUAUUAAAUGUAUUUUUUUGGUAAGAAGUGAUGUGGAAAAAUGUCUCCUAUCCUUGCUUGUAUAAAUAAUAAAAAUGGCUGUGCUCUAACCUAUUCACAUCUCAGUG
Molecule: messenger RNA, 2128 nt
Organism: Pelodiscus sinensis (Chinese soft-shelled turtle)
Lineage: Eukaryota; Metazoa; Chordata; Testudines; Trionychidae
Source: RefSeq, a predicted model, not a curated record